AUGUCUCGUGAUCGAUUUUUACACAUCAAAACAAACUUGAAGUGCUCUAAAGUUAAAGAUAAAAAUCCUAAUGACGCAGCCUGGCGAGUUCGAGCUAUUUUGGAUUUGUUUGCAAAAACAAUUACAUCCUUUGGUUUUUUCGAAACAGCACUAUCCGUCGAUGAAAUGAUGGUUAAAUUUUACGGUCGUUUGAAUAUAAAGCAAUAUAUUCGAAACAAACCAGUCAGAUUCGGAGUAAAAAUGUGGGGUUUGUGCGGCGCCGAUGGCUUUUUAUUUAAAACUGACAUUUAUUGCGGAAAAAAUGGCAAAAAUUCCAGUAAUUUAAAUUCCUGUGCUUUGGGAAGCCGAGUUGUUCUGAAUAUGGGGCAAGAUCUACUGCUUAAUACUAUUCCCAAAAAGUUAGAUAAUUAUCAUAUUUAUUUUGACAAUUUCUUCUGCAACCCCGAUUUGAUAGUCCAUCUAAAAAAAGUUGGUGUAGUUGCAACUGGCACAGUGAGACAAGAUAGGGUAAAGGAAAAGAACACCAUCGAUGUAAAAUCAUCUAGAGGCACUCACUGCUUGAAGCAUGAUACAAAUAGCGGAGUAAAUUAUAUUACGAUUAUGGACUCUAAAAUUGUAUCAAUGCUUUCAACAGCUGUAGGAGAUAGUCCACUGAAAAGCGUUAAGCGUUACUCUAAAGACAAAAAAGAUAGGGUUGAAAUACCAAUGCCAGCAGCAUUUGCUCUGUACAAUAGAUUCAUGGGAGGAGUUGAUAUCCAUGAUCAGUACUGUAGUAAACUUUUACCUUCACUAAGAAGUAAAAAAUGGACAUGGCCAGUACUGAUGAGAUUGAUUCAGUCCUCCAUUACUAACGCAGUAAUAAUUUUUAAUGCUGCACAGUUGGAGGGCAAAAAAUCAAGUGCAAAAGAAUUUGCAAUGCAAAUUGCAGAAAAUUAUUUAGCUCAAUCUUCCUCACGUUGGAAAUCACAUGAAUUGAUGACACAUGAAAAAAAAAAGAAAUUGUAG
This is a messenger RNA of Leptopilina heterotoma, 1005 nucleotides long. Its product is annotated as piggyBac transposable element-derived protein 3-like. The transcript has a single exon. NCBI's taxonomy places the organism in Eukaryota, Metazoa, Arthropoda, Insecta, Hymenoptera, Figitidae. The coding region runs from base 1 to 1005 and encodes 334 amino acids. The record is from RefSeq and is a predicted model, not a curated record.